Molecule: messenger RNA, 3772 nt
Organism: Odontomachus brunneus
Lineage: Eukaryota; Metazoa; Arthropoda; Insecta; Hymenoptera; Formicidae
Product: lysocardiolipin acyltransferase 1-like
Exons: 5
Coding region: 489-1598 (369 amino acids)
Cellular component (GO): endomembrane system
Molecular function (GO): acyltransferase activity
Source: RefSeq, a predicted model, not a curated record
UCUGAAUGUUUAAAAAAUAUAAAAUGUUAAUAAAUUUUUAUUUCCUACUUUUCAUGUGAAUAAGCUCUAAUAAGUAUUUAACAUAAUUGAGCAGAAUAUGGUAAAAAUAAAUAUUAUUCUAUAUAUAUUAAAUAAUUAUAAAUAUUAUUAUAUAUAAAAAAUUAUUGAAAGCUAAUACGACAAAAAUACCGUAUAUUAUGCAUAAAAAUAUUCAGUUGAUUGCCAAUUGUAGAAAAAUUUUUCAAUAUUUUUAUUGGAAUCAUGCAACCCUCCUGUGUUCAACAGAUCAAUAAUGGUCCAACACAGCAUCCUUCAGCUUAGUAGUAGAGGACGGAUGAGAGAGUGAGGGUGAAAGGGGUGGCAGAGAGAAGCCCCUCUGGUAAAGCCAAGAGGAAGCCAGUAAAGACAUAGUGUUUCACAAGGAAACAGUCAAGGUCCAAUGUUCGUAAAAAGUGCUUCAAUCGCACGGUGCACAUGUGAAAACUAUAAUGCGCGGAUUUUUACGUGGUAUAUUGUAUUGUGCUCUGUGGUAUGGUAGUAUAGUAGCAGGCUUUUUAUUUAUCGCCUGUCCGUUCCUACCGUUGUUCUUGUUCAGCCCACCGAAAUUCCGAAAAUGUGGAGACCUCUUGUUCUCGUGUUGGGAGCUUUAUCCUACUGCCCUGUUGAACAUGUUUGGUGUAAAGAUCUAUGUGUCUGGCGAUCAUAUAUCUCCUCAUGAAUCGGCUGUGCUCGUGAUGAAUCACAGGACAAGGGUGGACUGGAACUUUCUAUGGGCGGCGAUGUACCAAGCGUGUAUGCCUAAUGUAGCUUGUCACAGAUUGAAAUUCGUUUUGAAGGAUCCUAUACGACACAUUCCUGGUCCAGGAUGGAUAAUGCAAAUGAACGGUUUCCUUUAUAUAACGCGACGUUGGGAAGAAGAUCAAGGCCGAUUAUCGCGUACUCUUGAUUACCUGAUCGCGUUAGGCAGUCGCACACAAUUGCUGAUAUUUCCUGAGGGCACCGAUCUGACGAGAAGCAGUAAGGAAAAGUCAAAUAAGUACGCGCUGCAGCAUCAUUUGCCGGAAUACACCUAUACCCUGCAUCCAAAAACAACGGGUUUCGCUUACUUGGUGCAACACCUUCAGCGAGCGAACUAUUUGGACGCUGUGUACGAUCUAACGAUAGCGUAUCCCGACUAUAUACCGCAAACCGAGAUUGAUUUGAUUAGGGGCAAGUUGCCGGACGAGGUGCACUUUCAUAUAAAGCGAAUACCCACCGCGGAGAUACCGACGCACGAGUCGACGUUGAGAAAGUGGCUGGAGAAUAAAUGGUCCGAUAAGGAGAGGAUAUUGAAGCAAUUUUACGAACAGAAGACAUUCUCCGCCGAAAUCUGGCCGAUGGCGAAGAUGCUACCGCUACGGGCUGCUUUCGGAUUUUGGAGUAUGUUGACAGGAAUGAUGGUACUUUUACUCAUUAUUUCGCCGAUCUUCCAAUUAUGGGCUCUGAUACAUGCAGCAUUUUUCGUUGCGCUGUCAGUUUUCAGUACGGGCUUCAAUCAGAUCGAAAUGGGGUGGUAUUCGCGCUGGAAGAGUUACCCCUUCCAAGCUAAACGUAGUUAGUCGAGAAUAUAUUUUGAUUUGAAAUUCUUUAGAAGAUUAUAGAUAGUCGUCUUUGUCUCUCUGUGAUAAUAUGUAAAUAUAAAAUUGGAAUUAUAGAAGAGAAACAUAAUUUCAAAGAUCUUGUGCAAUAUCACGUAACUGUAAUACGUAGUCGUAAUACUAUUGCACCGUUUCAAUCCUUUUAUGUUUAUUUAUCUCGACGUUGUAGUUCUAAAAGCACAGUGGUAUACAACAAAAUGAGAGUGUACAAUUCUUUGAUAAUUGAAGUUUGUCCUCCAAAUAAUCACAUAUUAUCUUUAAAAAAGCUGUCAUUAAAAAAGAAAAAAAUGGGUGAUGCAAACAUUUUGAUGUUUUAUGUCAAAAAAUAUAUAUACAUAAGAUAGUAUUUCUAAUAAAAAUAUAUUCCGUGGAAAUGUCUAUAUUUGUAAAACAUAAAUUGUACAAAUUUCUUAGGAAUUUUCUUAUCAAAAGAAUAACAUUUUUGAGAGAACCACUAGUUUUUACUGCAACACAUUUCUGAUAAACGUUGAUACAAACAAAUGGAAUAUUGUUAUAAACAUGGUGUUUUGAGAUAUUAUUAACAGAGUAAUUUUCAUAUAUUACAUAAUAACGAAGAAAGAAAUAUAAUCAUUACAUUUCUAUGCCAUUUUGUUUCUAUCUAAUUAUUUAUGAAAAAGAUUUCAUAUAGCAGCAUAUGUAAAACAUGUGUCUUUUCAAUUAAUAUAAAAAAAUUAUGUUUCUUGAAUUAUAUAGGCUAAAUGUAAAUUGCGAACAUUUUAUAACAUAGGAAAUGUAUAAAAUGUCAUGUAUAAUUAUACAAAAAAUUUGCAUAGGUUAUAGAAAGUAUACAUUAGAAAAUGUGUAUUUUUUCGAAUUUUUUCAACCAAAAAAUUUAAAUCCUUCAACUAUUGAACGAUUUCGAAUGUAAGUAAAAGUGAAUUCAUGUGCCAAAGAAAGAUAUAAGCAAUUAGAUUAGUUUUAUAAAAAAUUCUCAUUCAGUAACUUGUAGUUGUAGAAAAUCAAUAUAUGACAUAUGUGUAUCUCGUAGUAUACAUGUUAAAUAUUUUCUUUACAUAAUUAGUACCUGGGAGCCGUAAAUUCAAUCAAACCAAUCACUUUCUUUAUAUAGCUCCAACAAAGAAAUAGUCAAAAUCAUCAGUCGAUGAAUAAUCUAUCUUACCUGUCUGUGUCUCUUGUAGAUCCGAACUAGUCAAUGAUAAAUUGUAUGUUAAGAAAUUUUCCUAUGCGAAUAAAUGUUAAUUAAACUGUUGUGUAAUAAUGUAACAUGUGAAUAAUCUUUAAAAUUGUUGCAUGUACCGUCGGCACCGUAAUACAAAAUAUUCUAUAUAAAAGCACACACACUGCGUUCGUGUACAAUGUUUACUUCUGUAAAGUAACAAAUAUAUUACACAUGGUGUAUUAUGCUCUCAAACAUAAAAAAAGUGUGUUAUAAAAUAUGAAAUAUAAACUCUUUAUGUAAUUACAUAUAUGUGUGUGUGUGUGUGUGUAUUUGAAUAGUAUAAGUCUACAUAUAUAUUCUGGCGUAAUUAUUGUGCUAUGGUAAUGAAAAUAGAAAGAUCUCAAAAUAUGUGAUAACACGCUAGCUAUGAUAAAAUUCAUAUUAUUGUACAAUAAUUGUUGCUGGAAUGUACACAUUAGUAGAGUAUAAAAUGACACUUCUAGCGCACUUUGUGAUUGGAGCGCAAUAAAAUCAUCCGAAAUCUUAAAAAAGUGGUAUACAUACACAAAAAUGAUUGGCCCGUACCUGGCGGUGAUUGUUCUGCUAGAAACAAUACAUCACAAUACAUGCUUCUUGUGAUCUGUGACUUCAGUGUUAGCAUUUAUUUUGAAAAAUGCGUUGCUUAUUGAACGGGAUUGUUUAAAUCAAAAUAAACAACAAGGAAGAUUAAUAUUUAUUUAAUAAUUCCUAAAGAUGGAUGGAAACGCACCAAUCAAAACAGAGUAUUUAUAUCCAGCAAGCAAUCUAGCACGAAAAUAAGCACUGUGUGUCGCUGGCUUUAUUCUAUCUUUGUUAUACGUACUUUUAUAUAUUUUUCAGAAUAAGUUAAAAACAUAUUACCUAUUGCUGAAUUGUCUCAAUAGAAUACAGAAAAAAUUAUUAGCUAGAUGCUGUUUAUAGCCAACACUACCUCGAUUUUUUUUUUUUUUAUUGA